Messenger RNA from Ilex paraguariensis (yerba mate), 602 nucleotides. The record is from the annotation of a GenBank genome assembly. NCBI's taxonomy places the organism in Eukaryota, Viridiplantae, Streptophyta, Magnoliopsida, Aquifoliales, Aquifoliaceae.
CACACCCCCCUCAGACGGUCAGACCUCACCAAACCGGCCUGAAAAUGGCGAACCUGAGAACAGCCAUGGACUCGGCCUUUUGGGACCAAAACAUUGCCACCCCACAAACCGUAGACGCAACUGCUCGGUCUAUCCCCGGGGAGCCAUUCCCUCUUGAUGGGUCUCGAGCCAGCCGAGCACUCAGAAUUCAACAGCUUUCGCUUCUGGGUAAUGGGUUUCCUCUGGGUAUUAUACCCUCUUACUCUCCGGCUACCCAGAACGAGUUGGGUUCUUUCUCCCUCCAGUCUCUCUUGUUCAAAACAAUCACAGCCAACUGGUGGCUCGGACUAAUUACGCAAUUUCGUCCAAAGAAAUUAGUAUCUAAAAUUAAAGCUGAAGUGUACAGUGGGGACGAAUGGGAGCUGCCCACAUUUAAAGAUGUCACUAAGCAUUUCUUGGACAAAUCACUUUAUUCGUUCGGCUUAUGCUCACAGCUAUCUCUGACUUCCUCAACCUCCUUAUUGUUGAGCACAGAAAGGCAUGGCGAGAGGGAGGAACGCCGAACCAGGGCUAUGCUCUUUCAUAAGGCAAGCAUGUCAAGAGUUCAAGUCCAAACUCCUUAA